Messenger RNA from Chrysemys picta bellii (western painted turtle), 1735 nucleotides. NCBI's taxonomy places the organism in Eukaryota, Metazoa, Chordata, Testudines, Emydidae. The record is from RefSeq and is a predicted model, not a curated record.
AGUGGGUGGUGAAAUCUGCCAGUGAAACUGUGACUGAUGUGAAAUUUAAACUGAAAUGUUUUUCGGGUAAUUCACCCAGACCCAAUGGAGAAGUAGAUUAUCCUGUUUGGCAAGCACAAGCCAAAGAGAUGAUGGAAGACAGUGAGAUUUCUGACAAAGUCAAAAGAAGAAAGUUUUUACUCAGUCAGAGGUUACAGCAAGAAGCUGAUGAAGGGGCUAAAGUGGUCUUGACAGAAAGAAAAUCAGUGACAAUUCCACCUGGCACAUCCAAAACAGUGCCAGGAAUUCUGAAGUUUGCUGUGAAUGAAUUGAAGACUGCUGUAAUGCUGGAAGAUCCAGGUGUCACAAUUGGACCCAGUGGGCUAGUGGUUUUUCCUCAAUUUGUUAAAGUCACUGGCGCCAGUAUGAGAAUAGGAGUACAUGUCAAAAACUUAACAAGGAAGGAUGUCAUAUUGAAAUCUCACUCUGUCAUUGCAAAGGGGCAAAGAGCUGAGUGGAUAAAACCAGUGCCAACCCAGGUUUCAGCAGCUGCAACUAAAGAGAGAGAUGGUGUCAUACUGGCACUUGACUUUGAAGAAUCCCCUCUCAGUGCUGCUGAGAGGAAAAGGAUUGCUGAAACUGAACGGUUGGAGCAAAAUUCAAUCAAGGUCAUCCCUCCUGGAGCUUUCUCACCAUAUAAAAAGCUUCGAAGAAUUGACCUGAGCAAUAACCAGAUCUCUGAGACAGCUCCAGAUGCUUUCCAAGGCCUGCGUUCACUCAAUUCACUUGUCCUCUAUGGAAAUAAAAUUACAGAACUUCCAAAAGGCCUGUUUGAAGGACUCUUCUCUUUACAAUUGCUAUUAUUAAAUGCCAACAAGAUAAAUUGCCUACGAGUAGAUGCUUUCCAAGAUCUACACAACCUGAACCUUCUCUCUUUGUAUGAUAACAAGCUUCAAACCAUUGCUAAAGGCACCUUUUCACCCCUACGGGCAAUUCAGACUUUGCAUUUGGCUCAGAACCCAUUUAUUUGUGACUGCCAUCUGAAGUGGCUGGCGGAUUAUCUUCAUACAAACCCUAUUGAGACCAGUGGUGCCCGUUGCACCAGCCCCCGCCGUCUGGCAAACAAAAGGAUUGGCCAGAUCAAAAGCAAGAAAUUCCGCUGCUCAGCUAAAGAACAGUAUUUCAUUCCAGGCACCGAAGAUUACAGAUCAAAACUAAGUGGAGACUGCUUUGCAGAUCUGGCUUGCCCUGAAAAAUGCCGCUGUGAAGGAACCACAGUGGACUGCUCCAAUCAGAAGCUCAACAAAAUUCCUGACCACGUCCCCCAAUACACAGCAGAGUUGAGACUAAAUAACAAUGAAUUCACAGUGUUAGAGGCGACUGGGAUCUUUAAGAAGCUUCCUCAGCUGCGUAAAAUAAAUCUGAGCAAUAACAAGAUCACAGAUAUUGAAGAAGGAGCAUUUGAAGGAGCAUCUGGUGUGAAUGAACUGUUGCUCACCAGUAACCGUUUGGAGACUAUUCGACACAAGAUGUUUAAAGGCCUAGAAAGUCUCAAAACAUUAAUGCUAAGGAGCAAUCGCAUAAGCUGUAUAGGCAAUGAUAGUUUCACAGGACUGAGUUCUGUCCGUUUGCUCUCCUUAUAUGACAACCAAAUUACUACAGUUGCUCCAGGUGCCUUUGAUACUCUCCAUUCACUCUCUACAUUAGGCAGAUGCUGAGAAAUUGGGCGAGGAGACUACGGCAGCGCGGUGAGGAC